AUGGCAAACACGCAAUCUAAAAACGAUUCAUUAGAACAGAUUUCCAAGCUUAUAGCUGAGAAUACCGAAAUUAAAAAGAAGCGUGAAGCUGAGUAUGAAGCUAGAAUUAAGAAACUAGAGCAAAGAGAUAAUGAGAAGGCUGGUCUUAAAACAAAAUUUGAGGCACUAGAAAGGAAAAAUAAAAUGGAUACCGCUAACCUUCCGGUUGAAAGUAUCGAACUUAAAAACCAGGAGCCCAAAUCGUUGGAAGAAAAGGAAGAAGAUGAAUUCCUGGAUUUAACAUAUAAGGAACAGAAAAAUGCCAAGGAAUUUCCGUCACGAGCUUACGUGACGAUCGGCAAAAUGAAGCUAUGGAACCCGAUGAAAUUGAACCUACUAAAAGUCAGUAUAGAACAAGGAUUAAUAAAAGAAUUACUCAAUGACAUCCCCAUCAUAUCAUCAGUUAUAAUCCCAGAAUAUCGACCAUUUCAAAUCACAACACAAAGCUUAGUCUGUUUAUUUCAUUAUGCGUUACGAUCUAGACAUGAAGAAAUCUUAGCAUGGUAUAAUUACUCUGAUAAUUUUGAAAAUAGAGUUAUCGAAAUUUGUCGGGAUUUAGGAGUUACAGAUAAAAAGGCUAGAAUACAAUUAUACAAAGAAAUGUUAGAGCAUUUACCUGAUAUUACAUCAGGAAACCUGCGUAUGAAAAUUCUAAGAGCCAAAAAAAUUCAUAUGCUAUUUGGGGAGAAGGGAGUUGGAAUAGAUAAAAUUAAACAAGUUACCUAUAGUAUAUUUGCUAUCUCUAGACUUACUAAUAACCAAAUUCAAAAUAUUAUCAAGAAUGUAACUUCAGUAGAACCUUUAUUGGAAACCGACACUCAACGUGAUGAUCAGACCGAUGCGAAGCCACUUGUCGCAAAAUCAAGAAUAUCUGCAUAUUCAGACCAACCGAAUUUAGAAGAUUCAGAACUAGCUGAAGCUACGUUCAAGUUAGCCGAAAAGUUUUUGCAGACGGUGCCCGAGCCAUAUGACAGAGAUAUUUGGAAAGUCGUAUUACGUGUAAGUGAUAAUAAUAAUGCAUUUGCAUUAUAUGAUCAGCGCUAA
This is a messenger RNA of Paraglomus occultum, 1083 nucleotides long. The record is from the annotation of a GenBank genome assembly. Lineage: Eukaryota; Fungi; Glomeromycota; Glomeromycetes; Paraglomerales; Paraglomeraceae.